AUGUACGGCAAAGAAAGGGAGCCGAUCUGUUUUGUGUGCGCUUCAAUAUUCGACAAGAAACUGCUUGAAAGGGGACGCCACUCAUUCGUACCUCCUGUAAAAUUCAAAUGCGCUGGUCGUGAUUGCGAAAAGGAACUUACCUUCCGCCAGCUCGUCGACGGACAGUGCUGCCCUGAGACUGCGUUUGUUUUGUCUUUAGAAAGCUCUGCACACGUGAACACCUUAUUCCAAUGCUUGAAGAAUCAAGCCGACAAGUGCAAAAAAGAUGUUCAUCGGGCGCGAUCCACCUUUGGUCGCACAAAAAAAGUCCUGGAAGAAGCAAUACAGGCUCAUGAAAAGUCCACACAAAAAUUCGAGAAGGCUGAAGCAGCGUUCAAGACAAAGCAGCAACAAGAAAAAGAAUUAUUUUCACUCAUUUCCAAUAGAAACAGAGCGAUCAAACUGAGUGCAGCGUCCGAGAACGAGCAAAAGCCCGGAUGCCAAGUCUGCAUGGAAAACUACAACAACGACGAACGAUUUGAAUGUGCUCUUCCGUGUGGCCAUCGAUCUUGCAUGAAGUGCUUGACACAUUUGUCAAUCACUUGCCGAUCACUAUGCCCUACUUGCCAACAGCCAUUCUCAAAGGAUCAGAUCAUCAAGCUCUACUGA
Oikopleura dioica is the source of this 648-nucleotide messenger RNA. The record is from the annotation of a GenBank genome assembly. NCBI's taxonomy places the organism in Eukaryota, Metazoa, Chordata, Appendicularia, Copelata, Oikopleuridae.